Messenger RNA from Formica exsecta, 2263 nucleotides. It is a transcript of the gene Prp19, whose product is annotated as pre-mRNA-processing factor 19. The record is from RefSeq and is a predicted model, not a curated record. Gene Ontology annotation, molecular function: protein binding; ubiquitin protein ligase activity. NCBI's taxonomy places the organism in Eukaryota, Metazoa, Arthropoda, Insecta, Hymenoptera, Formicidae. Gene Ontology annotation, cellular component: U2-type catalytic step 1 spliceosome; cytoplasm; Prp19 complex. Gene Ontology annotation, biological process: DNA repair; mRNA splicing, via spliceosome; protein ubiquitination.
CUCAAGACGUAAGGGGGGCGCGAUAGGCGUUGACUCUCGGAAAUCGGCCGAAAUGUGCAGAUCGUGGCAUGCACUGGUCUAGAUAUACUAUGUCUAUGGGUACAGGGUACAGGAGCCAUAUUACCGAAAAAAAAUGGCGCUGUCUUGUGCUAUUUCUAACGAAGUGCCAGAGCACCCAGUAGUAUCCCCUGUUUCUGGAACGAUAUUUGAGAAACGUCUUGUUGAGAAAUAUGUGACUGAGAAUGGAGUGGAUCCUAUCAAUGGCAAAGAACUUACUAUUGAACAGCUCAUUGAUAUUAAAACAACUCCAAUUGUAAAGCCUAAACCACCUAGCGCAACUUCCAUUCCAGCGAUAUUAAAAAUCCUGCAAGAUGAAUGGGAUGCUGUUAUGUUACAUUCAUUUACAUUGCGACAACAACUUCAGACUGCGAGACAAGAAUUGUCCCAUGCAUUGUACCAGCAUGAUGCAGCUUGUCGUGUCAUUGCUAGAUUGACAAAAGAAGUUACUGCUGCUAGAGAAGCUCUGGCCACUCUUAAGCCACAGGCUGGAAUUGUUCAGGCUGCUACAAUACCACAACCUGCUGUGGCAGUAGAAGCUGGUGGCACAGCAACUCAACCAAUGGAACAAGCUGGUAUCACCGAGGAUGUGAUUCAGAAACUGCAGGAACGAGCGACCGUUCUCACUCAGGAGCGAAAACGACGUGGACGCUCAGUGCCAGAGGAUCUGAUGCCUCAGGAUAGUAUUCGAUCAUUCCAGACCCUCGCGUCUCAUCCUGGACUGCAUUCUGCCAGUGUACCUGGAAUCUUGGCGCUUGAUAUUCAUGGCGCGGACACUAGCAAGAUUCUGACGGGUGGCGCUGACAAGAAUGCUACUGUUUUCAACAAGGACACUGAACAAGUGGUGGCAAUUCUCAAAGGUCACACGAAGAAAGUUACACGAGUUAUUUAUCAUCCAGAGGAAGACGUAGUAAUGACCGCGUCACCUGAUACUACGAUUCGUGUAUGGAACGUUGGUACUAGUCAGACGACCUUAUUACUGAAGGCUCACGGUGAUUAUCUAUUAAGCUCGUCUCUAGAUCAGCAUUGGGCCUUCUCGGACAUACGCACCGGCAGAUUAUUGACUAAAGUGGCAGGACAAACAGGACAACCGUUAACUACGGCGCAAUUUCAUCCUGACGGUCUAAUUUUCGGUACUGGCACAGCAGAUUCUCAGGUGAAAAUCUGGGACUUGAAAGAGCAAUCUAACGUUGCAAAUUUCCCGGGUCACACCGGCCCAAUCACAGCGAUUAGUUUCUCCGAGAAUGGAUAUUACUUGGCGACCGCCGCGGAGGAUUCGUGCGUUAAACUCUGGGAUUUGCGCAAGCUAAAGAACUUUAAGACGCUGCAGUUAGAGGAAUCUUACGAGGUGAAGGACAUUUGCUUCGAUCAAAGCGGAACUUAUCUGGCUGUAGCAGGAACAGACGUGAGGAUAUAUCUCUGUAAGCAGUGGCAGGAAUUGAAAGUUCUGAACGAUCACACUGCAGCGGCUACUGGUGUUCGUUUCGGAAAACACGCGCAAUAUAUUGCAUCCACUAGCAUGGACAGAACUUUGAAGCUCUAUGGGUUGUCAUAAACAGACAACUAGAAAUAUAUAUGUUUCACAUAUUAUUUAAUAUCACAUUAUAUUAUUCUAAAUGUCUAUCUAAUGGAACCGAUCAAUCUUGACUCGACUUGUUGAAUUUCUUUUAUAUAUAGUAUACAGUAAAGUUCUCUUAAAUUUGGCCCUAUUAAUUUUGGUAUCCGUCCACACGUGCUUUCACAAACAUUAAUAUUGCACCCUUUCCAUGUCAUAAUAGUUCACUGGAUGAUUGUGUAUGCAUUCAUACUGAUCUUUCACUUCAUUUGACUGCUCGCAAUGUAAGUAUACAAAAAUUAAUGAAGCUCUCCUCUAUAUUGGCGAAAAAAAUUGGUAAGGAGAAUGUGUAAUAUCAUGAGAUCUAUUUUGAAAUCCAUAUCUAAAGUAAAUUUUGCAAAUUAUAAACUUGUCAAGUUUUUUUCUCUUUUUAAAUAAGAAUAGUUUUUUGACUAUCUGAAGAAUUUCUGAAAUCCUCCUUUAGACACAAGAUUCAGAAUAUUGUAUCAUUAUGUAUUUUUACAAUAAUAUAUGGUUCUCACUUGUAAAUUGAAUGACAUAUGCAAGUGUAUCAAAUAAUCUGUUUUCAAUUAUUAAAUCAUAUGUAUGCGCGACUUUUGAAGAAUAAAUAUUUUAUAUAAUAAUAAAAAA